GGAUUUCAUUGGGGGUUGUGCGCCAUAUUGGCAAUCUCCUCCAUCUCACCAAGCUAACGUAGAGCAUGCGUCAAACCAGUUGUUGAGGAGAACAAUAUAAACAUUUUACAGCUUACAACGAUACCCAAAAACAACACCAUGGAGGCUGUCAAAGCAUUCAACGGCGAGCUCUACUCGCUGAAUGAGUACAAGCCUCCAAUCUCCAAGGCGAAAAUGACCAAUAUUACCAAGUCUGCAAUAAAAGCUAUAAAAUACUACAAACAUGUUGUCCAGGGCGUGGAAAAGUUUGUUCAGAAAUGCAAGCCAGAGUACAAGGUCCCAGGCCUGUAUGUCAUGGACUCCAUCGUGCGGCAGUCACGGCACCAGUUUGGCCAGGACAAGGAUGUGUUCGCCCCGCGCUUCAGCAAAAACAUCAUCGGAACCUUCCAACAUCUCUACCGCUGCCCCUCAGAUGACAAGAGUAAGAUUGUCAGGGUCCUCAACCUGUGGCAGAAGAACGCAGUCUUCAAGAGUGACAUCAUCCAGCCGCUGCUGGACAUGGCUGCAGGACUGCCCCCUCCCAGUGUCACCCCUGUCAUGACCAGCAGGGAUGCUCAAGUCAACAACACUACGCCUGGUACCCCAGCGACCCCGGCCACCCCAGCCAACAUCGUAUCCAGUCUGCCUGACUGGGCGUCUCAGUUCUCCAACACAGACACUGUAGCUGCUGUAGCACAGAUCCUGCAGAGUCCACACGGCCAACAGCUCCAGCAGCUGGUGCAGAGUCUGCAGCUGCAGCAGCAGAAGCCCCAGCCGUCUCUGCUACAGGCGCUGGAUGCAGGACUGGUGGUCCAGCUGCAGGCUCUGACGGCCCAGCUCACUGCAGCCGCCUCAGCCAAUCCCAUGCAGCUCAACCCCCUGGAGCAGAGGAUCUCCUCCUUCAACAAGAAAAUGUUGGGUCAUUUUGACUUUGGGAACGAUUCCGAACGCUCUGAAGACUCCAAAAAGGACGCCCAUUCAUCGCAGAUGCCGAUGGUGUCUGACUCCAUCUUCCACCAGCUGGCUGAGCAGCUGCAGCAGCAGAACCUGGAGCAGUUUCAGAAGCAGCUCAUGGAGCACCAGCAGAAGUCCAUGAACAUAGAGGGGCAGGAUGGAAUAUUUGGGUCUGAGAGCUCGGCCAUGCCCCAACAGAGCAGCAGCCAAUCACAGCACCCUGCGCCACAAAACAAGAUGGAUGACUCCAUUGACAACCAGCAGCAGGACAUGGACCUGGAUGACGGGCCAGAGAUGGAGGAAGAGCGCUUCGAACCAGAGGACAAGAAGUCCAAGAUGGUCGACACGUGGUCAAGAACACGGUCUAGGUCACGAUCGAGAUCUCCCAGGAAGAGACGGUCCAGAUCACGGUCAGGCUCUCGGAAACGGAAACACCGUAAGCGGUCGCGGUCACGCUCCAGAGAGCGGAAGAGGAAGUCGUCGCGGUCCUACUCCAGCGAGAGACAAGCCCGCGAGCGAGAGAAAGAGCGUCAGAAGAAAGGACUGCCUCCCAUCCGAUCCAAGUUUCUCAGUGUGUGCAGCACCACUUUGUGGGUGGGACAGGUGGACAAGAAGGCCAGUCAGCAGGACCUCACCAACCUAUUUGAAGAGUUUGGUCAGAUUGAGUCUAUCAAUAUGAUCCCUCCUCGCGGCUGUGCCUACAUCUGUAUGGUCCAUAGACAGGAUGCCUACCGCGCCAGACAGAAACUCAGCACUGGUUCAUUCAAGAUCGUCUCCAAGGUCAUCAAGAUUGCGUGGGCGCUGAAUAAGGGAGUGAAGCAAGAGUAUAAGCAGUUCUGGGACAUGGACCUGGGGGUCACCUACAUACCCUGGGAGAAGGUCAAGCUGGACGACCUGGACGGCUUUGCUGAGGGAGGCAUGAUCGACCAGGAGACUGUCAACGCCGAGUGGGAAGCAGCCAAGAAUGCGCCAGAGCCAAUGAAGGAAGCGGUGAGCCAGGCUGUGAGCGUUGAACCCAUAGCAGCCACCAACACCCAACAGACCCAGGAAGAGGCCUUCAGCCAACAGGUCUCCAUGAUGCCCGUACAGCUCCCUGUGCGCCAGGCUGUCCCUGCCGUGGGUCUUGUGCCGCCAUCCUUCCCUGUUUCCAUGGCGAUGCCCCCGCCAGGCUACGGCCCCCUGCCCCCCUUCCUCAGAGCAGGGUUCAACGCCUCCCAGCCUCCUCCAGGUUUCAUGCAGGCAGCAGGUGUUCCUCAGCAAGCAGGCAUGGGCUCAGCUCCUACAUCUCUGGUGCCGGCCUCCAUGUCACAGGCUCAGGACAGCAUGAAGGACUCCCCAUACGGAGCCACUAUCCCAGGGAGCUUCAUGCCUUCUGCCCUCCCUGGACAAGGGGUCUUCAACCAGCUUCAACCCGGAGUCCAGACGCAGCAAGGAGCCAAUGACAAGACGGGCCAAUCUGCUGACGGCAUGGAUGCCGCUGCAGAGUUAGUACUGCAAGGUAUGCAGAAUGCAAUGAGUCGUGGUAUGGGUCUUCUGGGGAUGCACCCCUCAGCCUCCCUUACCCACCCCCUGCACCAGCAGGGCCUGCCAGGCCAGAGGAUGCCUGGGCUGAUGCCGCUGGACCUCCGGCCUACUAUGCUCCAGGGAUCUGGGGCCCGCUUCCCCCUCCUGAUGCAGCAGGGCCUGUCUCAACAGAGCCUCCUGGAAGCGUCCCUCCAUGCCCAGGCCCGGGCCAGAGCGGCCUCCCAGAUGGAACGCUUCAACAGGGCCGAGGAGGCCUUCAACCGGGGGCCCAACCCCCCAAACGAAAGCAUGUCCAAGGCUGAGGACGAGCCUUCCUCUGCAGCUGACGACAGCCAGCAGGGGGGGGACCAAGACUACCGCUUCCCUCCGCCCCAGGAGAAGCAGAGCACAGGCCUGCUGAGGACCCCUCCACUGGAGCACAGAGAGUCCAUGGGUAUAGGUGGUGGAGGAGCUGGUGGUGGGGGUAUGGGCGGAGGCAGACCUGCCCUGCUCCAGACCCCAGUGAGAGAAACAGCUAGAGACAGCGUGGUAGGACGGCUUCAGGCCCUCGCCGGCUUCACCCCCCAGACCCAGAGUCGCUGGGGGCCACCCAGAGGGGACUUUGAUGAGCGUGACAUGCGGGGCUCACCGGCCGGGGUCUCCAAGGGCUUCCAGGAAGAGCGCCCUGGCUCCAACCAGGGGCAGAACUUCCCCAACCGCUUUGAGAACCAGAACCGCGUUGGAUCAGCAGGAGGGGUAGGAGGAGGAGUAUGUGCUGGUGGUCCUGGUGGCGGUGGUGUUGUAGGGGGCCCAGCGUGGAGUCGUGGUGGAGUUGAUGCUGCAGCACCGUUCGCUGAUGCUGACAUGCCCCAGGACUUGGAUGAGUGCCGGCGCCCUUGGGACAGGCAGCAACGGGACAGGGACUUUGACUUCAGGAAGGAGAUGAAUGGCAACCGCCGUGAGAGAGACAGCCAUGAGAAGGAGAGGGACCGCGAGAGAGAAAGGGACCGUGGCCGUGAGCGUGGCAACCGUGAACGAGAGCAGGAGCGUGACCGGGAGAGAGAGCGAGAAAAGGAGAGGGAGAAGGAACGUGAGCGGGACCGUAACAAGCGUGGAGCCUGGACACCCCUUCUCCCUCUACCACAACCCCUGCUCCCUACUCCUACCCUGACCCCAACCCUCUCCCUGACCCAAGGCAAACCUCAGGCCCUGCUGCAACUACAGUCCAAGCUUCAACCUAAACCUGGACUCCUAACUAAACCGGGUCUGCUUCAAACUCCAACUCUCCUAACUCGGUCAACAUCUCAAGUCCCAACCAAGUCUCUUCUUCAAGCCCCAUCCCAGUCUCCACCUAAAGCUUCACCCCAGUCCAACCAGUUUCCAACUCAAGCCAAGAAUGAAGCCCUCCCCGGUCCUGAGCCCCAGGCAGAGUUCCAGACCCAAUCCUCUCAGAACCAGUCACCACCCCAAAACCAUGCUUCCCUUCAGGCCCAGUCGCCGCCCCCUGCCCAUUCCCCUUUCCAGACAAAGUCCCCUCCCCAGGCCCAGUCAUCAUCACGGGCACGUGCACAGUCACCACCCCAGGCCCUGUCCCCGCCACAGGCCCAGUCGCCACCCCAGGUGUCCCCACAGGCCCCCAGCAUCCCUGAUGAGAUCACUGACACCCAGGGGGAGCCAGAGAAACCUCAGGAAGAACCUAUAAAAGAACCUGAACCCAUGGUGGAACCUCCAUCUCAGUGGGUCAAUGGGACAGGGUCGAGGAUGGACACUGACGCAGUGGCUGAGCCCACCCCUACCCUGUCCCCCACUCCUGCCCCCUCAAUGUCACUGGUCCUCACACACAGCCCUGUUGAACCCCAAUGCCUGCCGGAGCCCCUGGACCAGCAGCAACCCCCGCAGCAUGCCACCUCCUCUUGCUCCUCCACAAAGGAUGUAGACAAUGGACUGAGUGAGCCGAUGGAGGAAGCUGAGAAACAGCCAGUGGUAGAGAAAACAGACACUGAGGGGACAAUCAUCACUCAGUAGGUAAAGAUCAUUUUGUAAAGUUGUCUCUUCUCUGUACUCAUGUCAGCGACCCACGGGACCCUGGGUAGUAUUUCACAUAAUAUUGUCUGAUAACCUAACAAUUGAUUUUAUCUCUCACAUAACGUUGUACUUCAAUAGAUGGCUCGCUAGCUGAUUAAAUGGUGAUUUUAGUUUGUUAUUAUUUUCUUUCUUUUUUUAGUUAUCCCUACCCCACGAUUUUAAGCUAGGUGAACUUUAAUGAAAAUUGCUUGCCAAAAUGUUUGAAUUGUAAAUUAGAAAAAGAGCUUUGACCUUCCUAUGGAAGAGUGUAAGGAUCCUGGCUGUUUCCAAUGGAUUGAAUCCAGAUUACGGAAUACUUAAACAGCAGUCGCUGGCCUGUUUUGUCUCUUCUUUUAAAUUAUGCUGCUGCAAAGUUUUAAAUGAAUGCGUUUGUGGUGUCCUAUAUGCUUCUUGUUUCUAAGCAGAAUAUAGCCUACGUACAGUGAGAACAGUACAGUUGCUUCUAAAAAGGAACAUCCUAAAAGAUGAAAAACAUGACCUGUUAUCCCCAAAAUAAAUGUCUGUGAUUUGUUCAUCAUAAUGCAGUGAUUCAAAGGACAAAGGAAGCCAGAGGAAAAAACAAUUAACAAAAAAAAGAGGGUGGAUGUUGGGUGCAUUCUGUUUUAGUUUGAAAUAAACAUGCUUUAUUUGUUAA
Molecule: messenger RNA, 5194 nt
Organism: Coregonus clupeaformis (lake whitefish)
Lineage: Eukaryota; Metazoa; Chordata; Actinopteri; Salmoniformes; Salmonidae
Product: SR-related and CTD-associated factor 8
Cellular component (GO): nucleus
Molecular function (GO): RNA binding
Source: RefSeq, a predicted model, not a curated record